Molecule: messenger RNA, 1281 nt
Organism: Lindgomyces ingoldianus
Lineage: Eukaryota; Fungi; Ascomycota; Dothideomycetes; Pleosporales; Lindgomycetaceae
Exons: 1
Cellular component (GO): cell cortex of cell tip
Molecular function (GO): protein binding
Source: RefSeq, a predicted model, not a curated record
GUGCCUCUGGAAAGUCUGUGGAAAUUCACCCUGCUUGAUCCUGGCCCUGGUGGGCACUGGGACAAAGUUGAAGUGAAUAGUCCGGUAUGGCGAAGUUUAACCCGUCCUGCAGGCGGUUCGGCGGCCUUUGGAAGAGGUGAGGGUUACUAUCUAGGCGGAUAUGCGAACAGAAGAACAAGCCAGUCUACGAACACAGGCAGCAAUGUGCCUACUCCUGGGAUGCAAGCAAUGAACUUCACAAGCGGUCAAUUCUACAACGAUACAGCACUAGGUUAUUCUAAAACAGGUACUCACGAAUUCGGUGGUAUGAUUCAUGUGCCUAAUUGGGGAGGACGAGGCUUGGUGGUCGCCAUAGGCGGCCAAACUUCCCCUUCUCUAGAAACUUUCGAUGACGGAAGCUUAUACCAGGACAUGGCCAAUAUUACCCUCUUCGACCCAGCCCAACGCCGAUGGUUUAGCCAAACAGCAUCCGGUAGACCAGAAGAUAUUCCAACCCAACGCGACCGAUUCUGCGUUGUGGGAGCUUCGGCACCUAGUAGUUCGACUUUCGAGAUUUUUGUAUACGGAGGGUACACCAACACAGCAUCGCGGUCUAUGAACUAUGAUGAAGUCUUCGUCCUCUCGUUGCCUGCAUUCCGUUGGUUCAAAGCCAAUUACACAUCGUCAGAAGCUCGUAUUCGGCAUACGUGCCACGCUGUUGGAAGGCAGAUGAUCAGCAUUGGGGGAGUCAACUCAUCCGACGCGAGCACAAACAGUGAUCCAGACCCCUUCACUCAAGGCCUAAAGGUGUUCGAUAUGACUGCGUUGCAGUGGACGAACAAGUGGGACGCAGCGAUCCCGAGCUAUGAUACUCCAAGCAUCGUGCAGGCCUCCUAUUCCAGUGGCAACCGCUACCCAAAGGCAUGGGACGACUCCGGGUUGAAAGACGUCUUUUUAGCAACAUUUAGUCCUGCGCCAAGCUCGACGACGGGGGCGGCUGCAGCGUUGCCUCAGUCCCACACUGGGGUCAUUGCAGGCGCAAUCAUCGGAGGUAUUGCAAGCUUGGCAAUGGUAGGGGCUGCGCUCUUCUAUGGAGUAUUGCACAAGCGCCGACAUGAAGCUAGGCUUAGGGUUGACCCAGUCGAGCUCCCUCCUGAGCAUAGGGCAGAACUAUCGGGAGAAGGCCCAAGCAUAGUGGAAUCGCCGCCAGGAAAGAAGGAGUCUGUUGAGAUUCAAGGACACAUAGACGCAAGGGAGAGACAAAGCCUUGGUGCUGCGGUACAACCUUUUGAAGUCAGUUGA